GCUGCUGAGACGAGCUGACAGGGUGGACUUUGAAGAGCUGGAAGCUGACUGCACUCAGGAUGAGAGGCUGAUAAAAACACUUGAUUUAAGGACUUUUCUGUUUUGCUCUGUGGAGACAGAAACUCACUAUCAUGGAUCAGCAGGAAGACUCGAUGGACUUUAAGACUGUAAGAGCCAUGUUUGAGGAGAAGGAAUACCUCCUCAGGCAACACAAGGCCAGACCUGUUGUCCCGGACAAACCAAAGGCCAUAUCUACUCCUCAGAGUCCCUCUCACCUCCCCCCUCAGAGUCCCUCUCACCUGUCCCCUCAGAGCCCCUCUUACCUCCCUUCAGGUGCACGUCCCUCCCUGCUCACCUCCAUGACCCAGGCCUUGGAGGCGAAAGCAUUGAAUGCCCCCAGAGUGGUCUUCAAGGAUGAAAAGGAUGCAAAGAAGCCUCUCAUCCAGACUAAUGUGAAAGGUAAAGAAAAAUCUAAUGGGAAUGGGAAGGAAGGUAAAAGUAAGACAGGAAAAGAACGCAAUAAGCCUGAUGAAAAACAGGAAGACUCAUCGGAUCAAAAAGACAAGAAACUUCUGUCAUUUCUGACGAAGAAGGAGGAAACAGCAGAGUUGGUACCAGCACCCCCUCCACCUAAGGUACAGAAGAAGAAGGGUUUCCCUGUUUUUAGGAAAAGCACAAAACAUGAUUCUGCAAUAAUCAUUGACUCCCUGACCCUGGGAGAGUCUGGACCAGCACCCUUCAUCCCGGUGUCUUCUGAAACUGAUAACAUACCUGAAGAGUCUGUCUGCUCCGUACCAAAAUCCAACCCCUCAGCUGGUCUGACCCCACCCUCCCAUACCCCUACACCCCCUGACUUGUCCACACCUCCUGCUAUUCUUCUUGAAGUCCCCGUUCUAAAAGCCCCAGCCCGACAGAAACAACCCUCACCUGACACAGAAAACCCUGUUCUGCCUGAUUUCAAUACGAUCAGACAGAGUGAUGUGAUUCUCGGUCCACCAAGUUUUGUCCCAUCUCCUCCAACUGCUGCUGCCCCCAUACCUCCAACCAUUGCUGCCCCCACACCUCCAACCAUUGCUGCCCCCAUACCUCCAACCAUUGCUGCCCCCACACCUCCAACCGCUGCUGCCCCCACACCUCCAACCACUGCUGCCCCCACACCUCCAACUGCUGCUGCCCCCACACCUCCAACCAUUGCUACCCCCACACCUCCAACCAUUGCUGCUCCCACACCUCCAACCAUUGCUGCUCCAUCUCGUCCAAGCUUUGCUCCUCCAUCCCCUCCAAAACGGGUGGCUCCAGCUGGCUCCGCCUCUUCAAACAGCGCUCCUCCAUCUCAUCCAAAUGCUGCUCCUCAAACUCCACCAUCUGUUGCAGCUCCAGUUACCCCAAACCUUGUUGCCCCCAACCUCUCAGCCACAGCUGUCCUUGAUCCUGUACCCAGUGUCUCUCUCACUCCCCUACAGAAAGCUUCUCCCACCUCUCUGCUCUCUGACUCCCCAGCUCAGUCACCCAGUGUAAGCCCCAUUCCUCCGGCCAGGCUGACUGUGUCAGAGGCGUCUCCUCCUGACCUCCGGGUCUCAGGGGGGUAUCAUGCAGAGGACAGGCUUCUAACUCCAGACCUGGACUCAACAUCGAAACUGGAACGUUCCAUCUCUGCACUCACAGCCCUGGAAAGAGCAGAGGACAUGAGCACUGGAAAGAGAACCCCUCCAAGUGACCUGAGGAUUUUAAAUGCCUUGGAGAAGGCACGCAGGAAGGCUGCCAGCCCCUUGUUAAAUUCUAACCAUUACUCCAUUACCCCUCCACCUGAAGACCACCCAUUGAUGGAGAGGCCUAGCAGUCCCUUCCUGGAUCUUCCACCCAUUGAUUAUGAGGGAGAGAAGCCCUCCUCCCCGAAACCAGCAGCUGUUAAUGGGACAGACCACCGCUCUGCAAUCAGGGCCAGCUUGAAUCAGGAGGGGUCUGAUGCUGCAGCAGAGCUCCGACUACACCCCACUCCUCCACCCAGACAGGUCCAACCAGAAGCCCUGUCUCUGUACUCUUCUCCAGUAAAACCUGCGAGAGCUCCCUCUAUCUGCCUGAGUCAGCUUGAUUUUAUUCCUCCUCCUCCUCUUUUUGAAGAGUUUGCAGAAGAUGAAACUGCAGAUGUUCCAGAGUUGGAGGAUUUAGUUUCUGGUGCUAAUUCUCCAGAGGUGGUAGCAGAGUGGGAACACAGGAACAACAAAGGUGUUGAUGCUGCAGCUGGACUGAAGCCAUUAGAGGACAGAGUCUCUGACCCAGAGUAUGAAGACAACGUAGAAGAAAUUCCUCCUCCACAAACCUCCCUCCCAGCUGUUCAUCAAGCUGUCCAACCAACUGUCCAACCAGAUGUCCAACCAGUUGGCCAACCAGAUUCCCUCCCAGUGGCUAAAGACCCACCACCAGUGGACGAGCCUGAGGGGAACUCUACAGCUCUUGGGUGUGAGGACACAGAGAACAUGUACGAGGACAUCGCCACAUCUGUCAACAAGAAGAAGGGAAAGCGCAACAGUGACAAGAAACACAAAGCAGCCGUAAAAAAUCCAUAUGUGGACUCUUCACAGGCAGCAGUUCAGGAGAAAACAAAGACCGGCAGGUUCAGCAAAUCACGGGGCAGGAGGAAGUUUUGUACCAGGCAAAAGUGAUCGUAGCAACAAAGGGACGUAAGCACAACCUGCCCUGCAAGAGUGGAGACAUCGUGAACAUCAUCCGAACAGAUUUCUGCCCCAAAGGGAAGUGGCUGGCCCGGGACAGCAGCAACAACUAUGGGUACAUAGAUGUGCAACAUGUGGAACUGGACAUCAAGGAGAUGUUGGAGCUGGGGAAGAAAACUGCUCGCAACACUGCUGUCAUAGAUCUGAAGGAAGUCAACGCAGGCAGCAGGGCUUCCAACAUCUUCCAGACUGAAACCUACACAGAUGACAGUGAGGAGUGGACCUGUGAUGAAGAUGAAACCCACUCACCCGCUCCUGAUCCUGCAGAGCCGCUGAUUUCAGGGGCUCACAGCAAGACUCUGUCCAUGCCAGAUAUGG
This is a messenger RNA of Austrofundulus limnaeus, 3050 nucleotides long. RefSeq names its product nascent polypeptide-associated complex subunit alpha, muscle-specific form. The record is from RefSeq and is a predicted model, not a curated record. Gene Ontology annotation, molecular function: protein binding. Gene Ontology annotation, cellular component: plasma membrane. Lineage: Eukaryota; Metazoa; Chordata; Actinopteri; Cyprinodontiformes; Rivulidae. Gene Ontology annotation, biological process: integrin-mediated signaling pathway; protein localization to plasma membrane; T cell receptor signaling pathway.